Molecule: messenger RNA, 415 nt
Organism: Meloidogyne enterolobii
Lineage: Eukaryota; Metazoa; Nematoda; Chromadorea; Rhabditida; Meloidogynidae
Source: the annotation of a GenBank genome assembly
AUAAGCAAAUGAAUUUUAAACAAUUUUUGACUCGUCGCAAGCGCGCUGAUGAUAGAAGUUCGGGUUGUUUUGGGAAUGAAAAUAGUGGAGAUGGAUUUUGCCAGGGAAAAUAUAAUUGUUUAAUAGCCUGGAUUAUAAUUACGCUUGGCAUAAUUGCGACAAUCGUGGUUUUAAUUUUGAAGUGGUGGAAAGCACAUCAUUGAAUCUGAGAAGGGAAAUAUGAACAAACAUUUAAUCUAAUUUAAAAGCUUAUCAAAAUUAAACUGAAAUUGUUAUUUAUACAAGGGAUUGGAUUUUUACGUUAUAACCUAUUCUUCUGUUGGGUAUUUUCUUCCUUUUAGUAUACAAUUUAUCAUUCAGUCCUUGUCUCAGUCAGUUUGCUUUAUUACUCUUUUUUAUUCUAUUUUGUCUUCAA